Molecule: messenger RNA, 1269 nt
Organism: Saxophila tyrrhenica
Lineage: Eukaryota; Fungi; Ascomycota; Dothideomycetes; Mycosphaerellales; Extremaceae
Exons: 4
Coding region: 1-1269 (422 amino acids)
Source: RefSeq, a predicted model, not a curated record
AUGAGGAUCUCAAACCAACUGGCCGCAGCGUUCAUCAGCGCCAUGGUCAGCCAGUCAACCGCAACACCAGUCUCUGACACGUCGAUGGGAUCUUUGAUCAGGAACGUGGGCGCUCAGCAAUGCUACUACCCCCCGAACGCUGUGUGCUCCGAGUACAUGAUCCCGCUCAAGAUCACGUCCGAGGAUCUCGUCUUCAACUUCAUCCAGUGGGACAACAACUUCGCGCUCGAGCAAUUCUUUGCCGUGGCCUCUACUCGUGCCGCCGCCGGGUACCCGACGGUCAUUGGCGGCAGCAAGAAUGUCACGCGAGACGUCGAAAUUGCUGCAUCGUUUUGCACGCCGAAGUCUCCCUCUGGCAAAGAGAAGGAAGUCAUCUUGGCCACGCACGGUAUUGCUGCUGGGAGAGAGCAUUGGAACUCCGCAUACAAGCCUGAGACAUACAACUUCGUUCGUAUCCUCUGCCCUUCACAGUUCCAUGGAACGUCUAUGCUAACGCCAUGCAAUCUGCAGGUCCAACACGCAAUCGACGACGGGUACUCUGUCUUCUUCUACGACCGUCUCGGGUGCGGGCUUUCCACUAAGAUCUCUGGAUACGACUCCCAGCUCAGCAAUCAGGUCGUGGUUCUUCGAGAGCUUGCCAGCCUCGUGCGUUCCGGCAAGUACACUGGGAGUGUUGGCGUCCCAGCCAAGCUUGCCUUGAUGGGUUUCUCCUUUGGGUCCUACAUCGUCCAGACCACCAUCGCAGAGACGCCAGAUAUUACAGACAGUGUCGUUCUCACCGCCAUUGAGCUCGAUGUGGCGAAGGGCGUCAAUGCCAACGGGCUGGUCAGGUCUUUCAUGCCGCUGAUUGCGAGCUCUCUGAGUGAGAAGCGCUUCGGUGAGCUCGACACUGGCUACCUGACUUGGAGAGACGUCUGGGCCAUGAGCUUGAACUACUUCCACUACCCCGACUUUGAGAUCGCCGCUGCGCAGUACACCGAAGACAAAAAGCAAGCCUUCUCCAUCGGCGAGUUCCUUACCUUCCCUUCCGGCAACCUCGACAGCUCCUCCUACACCGGCUCAGCCUUGACCAUCACAGCCGAAACCGACUACAUCGUCUGCGACGGCUGGUGCCCCGGCAUCUACAAAGACCCCGCCGUUGACUACUUCGCCAACGCAUCGGCGCUGGUGCGCCAUUUAGUGCCAAACACGAGCCACAACAUCAAUUUCCACAAGAGUGCGCCGGAGACGUAUAAGUUUAUCUUGGACUUCUUGCGUGAGAACUUGUGA